Molecule: messenger RNA, 1184 nt
Organism: Nicrophorus vespilloides
Lineage: Eukaryota; Metazoa; Arthropoda; Insecta; Coleoptera; Silphidae
Exons: 3
Coding region: 323-1069 (248 amino acids)
Cellular component (GO): mitochondrion
Source: RefSeq, a predicted model, not a curated record
UCGUAAUUUAGAGCAUUAUAUAUCUACUUUUAGUAUUGCAGUAAAGUAGUAAAAAGUUUGAAAAAAAAAUAGCAGUUUCAAUUAGUAUCGGAAGAUAAAAAUGGCCUGAGGUCAUAGGUAAUAGGCAAUGAUAGUGACAAUCAGCGAAUACUAGAUUGUCAGGCAUGUCUACGACGAUGUCGGCUUACGAAUUGUAAUGUGUCAGAAAAAUGGUAAACUAUUACCGCAAGUGAAACCAUUACUAAAUAACACAUACUUCUAAGGUAUUUUGAGGUUAAAUAUUUGUUCUCAUUCCUUGUAAACUCCAGGACAUCAAUGAAAAAUGGCAACAAUUGUAUAUAGAACAAUAUUACGGAACAGAAGAUGUACAUCCAUUCUUUUGCCAAAGUACUUAUCUAACACACCUGUUUUAAAUAAUUUUAUUGUGCAGAAUACUAACCGUAAUUACAAUUACCAACUGGACACACUGUGUGCUUGUAAAUAUAAUUUUAAGUAUACUGCUGAUGUGAGGCACUACUCUGGGAAUAAACAGGAUGAAAUUGAGGAACCUGUUAAGAAGAUUUCAAUUUUUCAAAGGUUUAAACAAAUGUACAGGGACUACUGGUAUGUUCUGGUUCCAGUUCAUUUAGUAACAUCAGCUGCUUGGUUCGGCGGAUUCUAUUACUUAGCUAAAAGUGGAAUAGACAUUGUGGCAAUUAUGGAAACUUGGAAUGUCAGUGAAAAAAUAACUAACCCUUUAAGGGACUCAAGCAUGGGUUAUUUGGCUAUCUCUUAUGCUCUCUAUAAAGUGGCAACACCCUUCAGAUACACUGUUACAUUGGGUGGUACAACAUUAUCAAUUAAUUACUUAAAGAAAUGGGGUUAUAUUAAGCCUGUGCCAAGUACUCAGCAAUUGAAGGAAAUGUACCAAGAGAAGAAAGAGACCCUCAUCUAUUCAAUGAAGGAUAAGAAAGAAGAACUGGCGUUGAAGAAGGAUAAACUAAAGGAUCAUACUGACAACGUGUUGCAAGGCAUUGAAAAGAAAAUUUAUACGAAAAUUGAACAAUCUAAAGGACUUAAAAAGAAUUGAUUGAUUGUUUAUAGCAGGCUGCUGUAUCAUCAGAUAGCAAUUAAUUAUAAUUUUUAUUUACUUUCGUAAUUAUGUUGCACAGAGUGGUACAACCUGAAAUUGAAUUUUAUAUAUU